Messenger RNA from Gopherus flavomarginatus (Mexican gopher tortoise), 1184 nucleotides. Its product is annotated as vascular endothelial growth factor A-like. The transcript is spliced from 7 exons. The record is from RefSeq and is a predicted model, not a curated record. Gene Ontology annotation, biological process: positive regulation of mast cell chemotaxis; induction of positive chemotaxis; positive regulation of protein phosphorylation. Gene Ontology annotation, cellular component: membrane. Gene Ontology annotation, molecular function: chemoattractant activity; growth factor activity; vascular endothelial growth factor receptor binding. The coding region runs from base 37 to 525 and encodes 162 amino acids. Lineage: Eukaryota; Metazoa; Chordata; Testudines; Testudinidae.
GCAGCUCCCCCGCAGUCGCCCCGCCGCGCCCCCGGGAUGGGCCCGGGAAGCCGGUGGCUGCUGGGCGCCGCCCUGCUGUGCCAGGUGGCGCCCCUGCUGGGCCAGACAGCAGCAGUGGUCCCCUUCGAGGAGGUGUGGAGCCGCAGUUACUGCCGUGCCCUGGAGACCCUGGUGGACGUGCUGGGCGAGUUCCCCCACGAGGCUGAGCACGUGUUCAAGCCGUCCUGUGUCCCGCUGCGGCGCUGCGCUGGCUGCUGCGGCGAUGAGGACCUGGAGUGUGUCGCUGUGGAGACCCGCCCCGUGGCCAUGCAGGUCGUCCGCCUCAGCCCGAUCCAGGGGAAGAGUCAGCAGGAAGAGAUGAGGUUCACCGAGCACAGCCGCUGCGCAUGCAGGCCUCGGAGGAAACGAUUGAAAAGCGAGAGAGACAGCAAGAGAGGGGCCAAGAGGAGACCUCGGGAGCCGGGCCCUGUGCCCCUCCCCACCCCCCUGUGCCAGCCCCCGUCACAGAGGGAGCUGAGGAGCUGAGGCCACAGCCGAGGCCAAGACCUGGGGUGAAGGAACCGGUCCUGCACCCAGGUGGGGGUCCAGGGUGCAGCCCCCAAAGCAGACUGGAGCUGGGACCACCUCCAGCACCCAGUGAACGAGCCCACGUGCAGCACCCAGGCUGGGGGGGCUGGUGACCCCACAUGAAAGGGGCAUGGGGUGAUGCCUCUAGGGCAGUAGGGGGAGGGGACUUGCUCCGAAGAGGUUGCUGUUCCAGGGGGUUCUGCCAGGUGGCCAGGGGCUCCCAGGUUGAUGUCAGGGGUAGGCAGGGGCUGAAGGCAGCUGGAUGGGGAAUUGAGGACCUGAACUGGCAAAGGGAGCUUCAGGCCAGGUGCCCCAGGGCCAGGAGCGGAUAGUGGGUAGAUGGGGGUUUGGUCCCACCCCCCUUUCCAGCAAUGGGAGCCCAGGAGCCAGCCCCCUCCCCCUCAGCUUUAGAAGCCUCCCCCUCAGAUAGGAACCAGGUCCCCCUGGAUGGGAGCAGGAGCAGCCCGAAGCAAGAUGUGAGCCGGUGAAUUCCACGGGGCUGCAAUGCCCAGCCUGGCCUCCCCUGUUCUGAGGCUGCAGAUUGCUCAUGUAUAACCCAUGCACAGAUACUGAACCCACAAUAAACCCCAUCUCCUCCCCGCCCUGUCGUGAUUGUC